AUGCCACAGACCUUGAAGAACCUCAUUGGUCUAAGGAAGAGCCUCCCUCAUACAAUUCAACAGGGUCUUACCUUACUGGACCAGACAAGUUCCAUGAUCUCCAACUCGAUGAUCCCAAAGACACAAACGAUGAUAUUUGCAAUGAGGCAGCACGAGUUUUCUACUGGAUGGGCCAACGCAUCAGAAGUGAUCAUUUCACCACCCAGCCAAGCCUACUUUGCCGACGUCGUGGGAAGCCAGAUAUCUGACACCAGGGCCACUUUUUCAGAAUCUCCAUGGUCUCCGGAGCAAACACCUCCUGUUUACAAACCAUACCAGAAUCAACAAAAGAAGACAGAAGAAACCAAAUCCCAAUCCAACAACGAAGCACCACAAUCCUCAACCUGGUGGUCCACUCGAUGGUCUACAACAUGGGCGCAAGCCUUCGGAGAAACAAUUACCACACCCAACCCCAUCCACAUUCCCUCUGCAAACCCCCGUCACAAUACCUCCACUAGUAAUCUUAACCGCCACACCAGUCUGACCGGUCGAAACCCACACAAAGGAUUUCACAGAACCAAAACCCUACUCGCAAACCAACUCAUGAAUCGAAUCACUUACAUGAAUGGAAGCGCACACAUUUGCAUGACUUCUUUCGAGGAGCUUACCCCAGAUCGUCAAAGCACAUAUGCACAAGCAGCAGAAUCCUUCAUCGACUGUGCCAAAAAUCUAAUUCUACAAUCUCAAGGUCCCAAUCAACGAGUUGAUGAUUGGAUGAUCAUGGGGUUUAUCGAUGAGAAAUAUGCGGUUCCGGAAGAGGGAGAGAAGAAACCAUAUUUAUAUGGAGAGUGGGAGUAUCUCUGGGCGAUUGAUGAUGAUGAGAUUGCGAUCAAGAAUGCAAUGUUUGGGAAAGAUCCGAGAGCUGGGAAAUCUGGGAGAGUUGGUUGGGCGUGGUAUCGCGUACCGACGGCGGAAGAUUGGAAAUGGUGGUGUGGAGAGUGGAGGAAAGUGCCGGGGGCGAUUUGGGAGUGGAAACCUAGGGAGGAAGUUUGGCCGUGGCAGCGGGGAUUUUGGGCUGGGGUUGGUUUGUUGGAGGGAAAAUGUGAAGGUUGA
Molecule: messenger RNA, 1092 nt
Organism: Botrytis sinoallii
Lineage: Eukaryota; Fungi; Ascomycota; Leotiomycetes; Helotiales; Sclerotiniaceae
Exons: 1
Coding region: 1-1092 (363 amino acids)
Source: RefSeq, a predicted model, not a curated record